CAUGUUCUGAACUUGGAAUAACUAGACAACAAAUUCAAAAAUGGCGACUUCUAGAUUAUUCUCUCUCCUCGGACCCUCAAUGCUCCGUAGUUCCGGAAAUUUCUCUCAAAUUGCCCCCCUCAAAUUCAAUAAAAUCUGCCUUCCGCCUACACUGCGGUUCAACCGCUACACUUCCGCCGCAUUGACGCUCGAUUCCGAUGUUCCCACUCUCACUACCGACGAUUCCUCUGCAAUUUCAGCUCACCCAUGGCCCGAAUGGAUUAAUUUCGUCGAUAGAUUGAAGGACAAAGGCUACCUUACUCUAAAAGCCGCCGCCGCCGUGGAAAACGCCGGCAGCAGUGGUGGUGUUGUUUACACGGAUAUGAAGUUGGUAAAGGACGCUUGUUUGAGCUUCGCACGUGACCGUUUCGACAUUUUCAAGUCAUUGUCCAAACAAGAUAUCCAAACAAUUGUAGAGAAAGGUUGUCCUAAUCUCUUCCGAAAGACAGUUAACUCGGGGAAAAGGUUGAGAGCAUAUGUAGAACUUGAUGAAGGAGAUGUUUGUGGUUCUUGCGAUCUUCGUGGGUCAUGUGAUAGAGCAUAUGUUAUGUUAACCGAGUCUGAAGCUGCUUCACGUACAGUAGAUGUAGUUCGUAUGUUGUUAUUCUAUGCGUUGGAUCCUAUUGUUAUAUCUGGAGAGAGUAAGCCUCCAGGUAGAGAGCUCGUUGAAUCAUCUGCAAGGAAAUUACUGUUGGAGUUGAUUGAGCUUGGUGAGACAACUCUUGACCCCAAUCUUCCCCAACCUGCUCCCACAAAUUCUCGAAGAACGAAGCAGCUUCUUGAUUUAUCGGACAAUGAAAGCUCAAAAAGGGGUGAUGUGAAACCAGGAGAUUGGGUGUGUACCAAGUGCAACUUUAGGAACUUUGCAAGAAAUGGAAAAUGCCGUGAUUGUGGAAAUAAUGCACCAAGAGCUGUCGGGAGUGAUGUGGAAAUGAAAAAGGGAGACUGGAUCUGUCAGGGGUGCAAUUUCAUGAAUUUUGCCAAAAAUACAACAUGUCUGAGAUGUAAAGGCAAGGGCCCUGAGAGCGCAUCUGGUGAUCGAUCUGAAAAGAAAAAGGGAGAUUGGGACUGCCUUCAGUGUUCGUUUAUGAAUUUUGCAAGCAACAAGCAGUGUGUACGCUGCCAAGAGCCUCGGCCCCAGAGGCAACUAAGACCCGGGGAUUGGGAGUGCUCCAAAUGUGAUUUCUUGAAUUUUAGUCGGAAUACUGCUUGCAAGAAAUGCAAUAAUAAUCGACCAAUGGAGUCUUCGGUACAGAAUGAUGAGCAAACUUGGAGGAGGCCUUACUAAGCCUACUUUAAUCUAUAAAAGGUUUAUCUAUCUGACUUGGUUUUUGAUAUGAUUUAUUUGGGUAAACAUUUAAAGCUGACUUUAUUAUCUUGAAUUCGUAAAGACGAAAAACGGAAGUGAUAGUGUUGUCGUGUGUAAGAACAUACUUCCAUCGGUUAUUUUCAACAUCUUUACGAGCAGUUGCAUGGCAGAGGUAUCAUAAUAAAUUUUAUUGAAAUAUUUGAUCAUCGUUUAAUGUAUUUAUCUGCACUUAAA
Messenger RNA from Erythranthe guttata (spotted monkey flower), 1582 nucleotides. Its product is annotated as zinc finger (Ran-binding) family protein. Gene Ontology annotation, molecular function: mRNA binding. Lineage: Eukaryota; Viridiplantae; Streptophyta; Magnoliopsida; Lamiales; Phrymaceae. Gene Ontology annotation, cellular component: cytoplasm. The record is from RefSeq and is a predicted model, not a curated record.